Dictyostelium discoideum AX4 is the source of this 5247-nucleotide messenger RNA. Its product is annotated as Arf guanyl-nucleotide exchange factor. Gene Ontology annotation, biological process: regulation of ARF protein signal transduction. Gene Ontology annotation, molecular function: guanyl-nucleotide exchange factor activity. NCBI's taxonomy places the organism in Eukaryota, Evosea, Eumycetozoa, Dictyosteliales, Dictyosteliaceae. Gene Ontology annotation, cellular component: cytoplasm; endomembrane system. The record is from RefSeq and is a predicted model, not a curated record. The transcript has 4 exons. Bases 1 to 5247 code for a protein of 1748 amino acids.
AUGAUUGACCCAGUUAAUAUAAUUCAAGGUGAAGUCUAUGGGUUAAUAUCCAAUUUAAAAUUAAAUUCAAGGUGGUCAAACUCUAGUUAUCAAGAUACAAUAUUCCCAGAGAAUCCAAUUUUAAGAUCAUUAAAGAAUUUAACAAAUAUAUUACAUAAUGUUUCAGAUACAUGCAUUUAUUUAGAACCAUUUUUAUCAGUUAUAAAAUCCAAUCAAACAAGUGGAUUUAUAACUGGAGCAGCAUUAACAAGUGUAAAUAAAUUUUUAAAUUUAUUCAUUGAUGAAGAAUCUAAUAAUAUACAUAAGGGUAUAAGAGAUAUUGCAGAGGCAGCAGCACAUUGUAAAUUUGAAGCAACCGAUGCUAGAUCCGAUGAAAUCGUUCUAAUGAAGAUAUUACAAGUGUUGAAUUCAUGUGUAAAGAAUCCAGCUGGUAUUUACAUUAGCAAUGAUUUAAUUUAUGAGGUAACCAUUGCAUGUUAUCAUAUGUCUGAUCAAUCAAGAUCUUCAGAACUCUUAAAAAAGAAUGCUGAAAAUUCCGUUCAAGAAAUUGUUUCAACCAUUUUUAAUCGUUAUAAUAUUUAUAUUGAUCCACCUCAACCACCACCAAUACCAACACCAACACCAAUAUCAACUACUUCCACCACUACUACUACACCUAUUUUACCUGUUAUUAUAAAUACUACUUCAACUCUAACUACCACUCCAACCACUACUACCACUCCAACAACUACAACUACCACAGAUGAAACAGAAAAAUCACAACCACCACCUUUAGAAGUUGAUUUUUCACCAAAUAAUGAUUUAUUCUUUAGUAAUUUACCAACUACAGAUGAAAAUACAGAAAAUACAGUUGAAUCAACACCAACACCAACACCAACACCACCACCACCACCAGUAGUACAACGACUACCAGUGCAACAACUAGAACAACAACAACAACAAAAAGGAUUUACAAUUAACCCACGUGGUGUAAGAUUUGAUGCAAGUAAUCAAACAGAUAAACCAUAUGAUGAAACAGUAUUGAUACGUUUAUUUAAAUUAUUUGUAGCCAAUAUAAAUACAUCACCAUCAUCUCAAGAUGAUACUUCAACAAAAUUACUUUGUUUAAAUUUAGUUAAUACAAUCAUUCAAAUUCGUGGUUCACAAUUAGAACAAAUUCCAACUAUAUUAAAAAUUAUUCAAAAAGAUUUAUUUAAAUUUUUAUUAUUAAAUUUACAAAUGAAAAAUGUUCAAAUUUAUUCAUUAUCAAUGAGAAUUUUCUUCAAUUUAUUUAUUGGAUUAAAGAGAACAUUGAAAUCACAAUUUGAAGCAUUUUUCAAUGUUUUAAUGGCAUCAAUUCAAGAGAAUAAUAAGAGUCAUUAUGAAUUACAAGAGUUGGCAUUAGAAGGAUUAAGAGAUUUUUGUAAAUUACCACAUACAAUGAUUGAUCUAUUUGUAAACUAUGAUUGUGAAUUACAUUGUUCAAAUGUUUUUGAAAAUCUUUGUAAAUUUUUAUACAAAAAUUCAUUCCCAAUUUCACAAUCAAUCACUUCACUUCAUUUAAUUUCAUUUGAAAAUUUAUUAUCAAUCGUUCAAAGUAUUGAAGAUCGUAGAACUCGUUCAUUACUUUUACAACAAAAACAAGAUCAAAAACAAUUACAACAACAACCACAACAAAUAUCAAAUGAACCAAAAAUUGAUUAUUUAAAAAGAAAAGAACAUAAAAGACAAUUAGUAAUUGCUGCUGAACAUUUUAAUCGUAAACCAAAUGAUGCUAUUGAAUAUUUAAAAAAUAAUAAUUUAUAUUCACCAGUUACACCAGAAAAUAUUGCAAAAUUUUUAUUGGAAGUACCAAAAUUAAAUAAAACAACAGUUGGAGAAUAUUUAGGUAAAAGAGGAGAAAUGAAUGAAAAAGUUAGAAAUCAUUAUAUUAAUUCAUUCAACUUAAAGAAUCCAAAUUGUAUGACAGUAUUUAGAGAGUUUUUAGAGAGUUUUAAGAUUCCUGGUGAAUCUGCAGUUGUACAAAUCAUUUUCGAAGAGUUUGCUCAAAAGAUUUACGAGAAUAGAUCAGACAAGUUGUUUUUGAAUGCCGACAAGGUUUAUCUUUACAUUUAUUCAGCAUUGAUGUUACACACAUCUUUAUAUAAUCCAGUGAUCUCUCAAAAGGAGAGAAUGAAAUUUUCAAACUUUAAAUCAAUGUUAAAUAAAGAGUUACCAGAUGAAUUGAUUCAAGAAUGUUUUGAUGAUAUCUCAGAGAAUGAAAUGAUAGUGGAAGAGGAGCCACAACCUGGUGUUAUAAAUCAACCAAAUUGGAGGAAAAUUCUAAUGAGAUCAAAACGUAUUGGUGAUUAUAAAUCUGCAAAUACCAAUGAUUAUGAUCGUGAAAUAUUUUCAAUAGUUUUAAAUUUAGUUAUACCUGCAAUUAGUAAAGUAUUUGAAAAGAUUGAAAAUGAAUCAUUAUGUCAAAGAAUUUUAGAUGGUUUUCAUCUAUGUGCUCAAGUAUCUGCAAAUUAUAAUAUCAUUGAAGUAAUUGAUAAUUUAAUGACUUCACUUUGUAAUAAUACAACUUUAAUCGAUAAUACUGUUGAACAACAGCAACAACAACAACAAUCAAAUUUAAAUAAUACAAAUCAAAAUAAUGUUAAUAAUAAUAAUAGUAAUGUUAAUAAUAACAAUAAUAAUGUAAAUCAAAAUAAUGUUAAUAAUAAUAAUAAUAAUACAAAUAUAAAUAAUAUAAAUCAAAAUAAUAUAAAUCAAAAUAAUUUAAAUAAUAGUAAUAAUAAUAAUUUAAUACCGAAUGGUACAAAUUCACCAUCAUCAAAUGUAACAACACCAAAUCAACAAACAACAACAACAACAACAACAAAUAGCGGUACUCCAUUAUCUAAUAGUAAUGGAAUGAAUAAUAAUAAUAAUAAUAAUAAUAAUAAUAACACUAAUAAUAAUAAUAAUAAUAAUUAUUAUUAUAAUGAAAAUGUAUUUAUUGGUGAUAAUAAAGCACAAUUAGCAACGAUUGCAACAUUUGAAAUUGCAAUUAAAUAUUCCAAUUUAUUAGGAGAAUCUUGGAGAUAUAUAAUUGCAAUCAUUUGUAGAUUAAAUAAAAUGGAUUUAUUAUCAAACAUUUUUGAAACUAUUGAUUUCCCAAUUGAUAACACUUCAAAUUCAAAAGGUGGUAAGAAACAAGAAGAACAAAAACAAAAACAAAAUUCAACAUCAACAUUUUUAUCAUUUAGAUGGUUUGUUGCUGAUUCAACUGAUUAUGAAGAAAUUGAAGUCAUUGAUCCACAUAAAGAGAAAGCUAAAACUUGUGUUGAUAAUUGUCAUAUAACUGAUUUAUUUCAAGAGACUAAAUCAUUACCAAUGCAUUCUUUAGAUCAAUUAUUAAAUUCAUUAUUUAAUAUUACAAAUCCAACAAAACAACAAUCUUCUUCUUCUUCUUCUUCUUCUUCAACAACAACGACAACAACAUCUUCAACAAGUAAUAUAACAACAAUAGCAACAGUACAACCAUCAACCACAACAUCAUCAUCAUCAUCAUUAUCAACUACAUCAUCAUCAUCAUCAACAAUAACAACUACAAAUUCACCAACACAACAACAUCAUCAUAAUAAUUAUCAUAAUCAUUAUGGUAAUACAUCAAAUUUUUAUUAUUCAAUUAAUCAAAAACAAGAAUUAUUUUGUUUUGAUUUAUUAUCACAUAUUAUACUUUUAAAUCAAGAUAGAUUAGGAUUAGUAUGGAAUAAAUAUUUUGAACAUUGUGAAUCCAUUAUAAAUAUAUUUGAACAAGUGGUUAGUGUUUCAACUGCCAAUGCAAGAUUAAUGACACCAUUAAUCGAAAAAGUAGUAAUGUCAAUAAUGUAUCUUUUAAUUAGAUUAAUUAGAAAGAAAGAGGUUUUCAGUACUCUAUCAGCUUGUAUCAAAUUGUUGUUACGUGUUGGUAAUGUAUUGGAUAGUAUUGCAGAGAAAAUGUCAAUCUCUUUAAUUCAAUUGGUUCAAAAGAAUAUUGAUUUCCUAUCAACUACACCAUCAGCUUGGGAACCUAUUUUAGCAUUGAUUGUACUUUUGUCAGGUAAUCCAAAAUCAUCGAAUCGUGCAUGUGAUGCUCUAUCCUUGAUGAUUAAAACUCAACCAGACUCGUUGACUGAGGAAACUUGUUUACAUUGUUUAGAGCCAAUCAAUUGUUUCAUCGAUUCAAAGACAAUUCCACAUGGUGUCGUAGUGAAGUCAAUGGAGUUACUCUAUUUCAUCUUUACAAAUGUCACUAAAAUAUUGGGUAUUCAUAAGAUUGAAAGUGGUACCAAUGAUCAUUCUUCACCAAAUGGUGGAAUGGUUGGCUUUCAAACUACUCGUAUUUUAAUUAGAAAGAUGGAUGUAAAAAUCAAUACGGCUUGGGUUAAAUUUUGGUCAAAGAUAUUGGUGAAAUUCUCUUCCCUAUGUUUAGAUCCAAAACCAGAUAUUAGAAACAACGCUAUGACAUUCCUUCAAAAGACAAUACUCUCCUCAUCGUUACAAGAGUUUUUACCACCAGGUAGAUGGUUUGAUUGUUUUGUUGAUGUGGUUUUCCAACUCUUAGAUAAUCUUAAAGAGAAUUCAAGAGAAACCAAUUUCGAAGAUACAAGAUUACGUGCUUCUGCUUUACUCUCAAAAGUGUUCUUACAAAAUUUAAAUACCAUCAUAAAAUGUGAUCAAUUUACAACCCUAUGGGAUAGUAUUUUAUCUCAUUUGAAAAUUUAUAUGGGUCUAUCGGAAUUACUCUCUGAAUCUGUACCAGAGUCUCUUAAAAAUAUGCUUUUGGUAAUGAAUAAUAGUGGUGUAUUUAAACCACCAACAGGUGAAGAAUCAGAAGAUGAUAUCUCUAAACAACUUUGGGAUUCAACUUGGGCUGCUAUUGAUGAAUUUUGUCCAAAAAUUAGUGAAGAUGUUUUAUCACGUGUUGAUCCAAAUUAUUUCUUAAAAAAACAACAACAACAACAACAACAACAACAACAACAACAACAACUACAGCAACAGCAACAACAACAACAACACUCACAAAGUGAGGAAUUAAAACAACAACAAUUAUUAUCACAAAUAAUUCAACAAAACAUUAAUUCUCCAACAAUUAUUGAUACUCCAAGUGUUUUACAACAAUACCAACAACCACAACUACAACAACCACAACAACCUCAACAACCACAACAACAAGAUCAAGAAGAAUUUAAUCCAAUUAUGUCAAUUCCAAUGGUACCAAUAAUGCCAAAUAAUACAAAUAAUAAUAUAAACAAAUAA